This is a messenger RNA of Neltuma alba, 2012 nucleotides long. RefSeq lists its product as uncharacterized. NCBI's taxonomy places the organism in Eukaryota, Viridiplantae, Streptophyta, Magnoliopsida, Fabales, Fabaceae. The transcript has a single exon. The record is from RefSeq and is a predicted model, not a curated record. Bases 352 to 1749 code for a protein of 465 amino acids.
AAAUUGAAACUGAACAACGUUUUUACAUCACCUUUCCCCUUUCUGUAUACUGCCCCUUUUCCUCUCUCCUCACCUAAACCUACGCUGCCUUUAAAAGUAGAAACUGCGUCUCCUGCAAUAAAACCAUAAUUUUACUUUCUCGGCCACUUCUCCCUCCCUUCUCUUUCUUCACGUUUCCAUCAUUUUCCCAUUUUCUCCUCCCCACCUCGCCAACUCUCUGCUCUUUCUUCCUCCUAUAUACCCUCCCAUUCCAUUCCAUCUUCAUCUUCCUUCAAUCCCUCUCAACUCUUUCGGUGUUCUCUGUGUUUCUUUCUUCCUUGUGAAAUUGCAGCCGACACAGAAAAGACGACCAUGCCGUUUCCCUGGAAGAAAAAGAAGGUCGCCCGAUUGUCCAAUUUCGUCGCCGAUCUUCACUCUCCCAAGCGCGGUUCCUCUCUCGUCGUCCAGACCGGCUUCCCCACCUCCCUCAUCGACCUCUUCGUCAAGAACCGCAGCCGCUUCCAGAAGCCCAAGCCCUGGAAACGCCCUCCUCACGAAAUCCAUGAUCCGCCACCGCCGGGACCGGCCGAUUUGAGUGGCUGCGUCCUUCCUCGUGCGGACCCGAUUUGUCCGGAGGCCUCCACUUCGAAGCGGUUGGUGGGAAAUGGAGAGGAUGGGGUCCCGGGUUCGGAGCAGGUCCGUGACCGGUUAGGUGAGUGCAGUGGCGGAUCGAAUUCGGAUCCGAACAAGAUAAUUGCCGCAGUCUUGAAGAUGCUUGUGGUGCUGGCUGUGAUUCUGAGUGUGAAGAAGCUUACCUUCGGGAUCACAAUAUCCGCAUUUGUGCUUCUGUUGCUUGAAUUUGCUGGGAAACAUUUCGUUUCCUGGUCUAGACCUUGCUCCGACGCAAACAUGGCGUUCAAAUAUUUCGCCCAGAGGAUUUCUAUUUGUAAUUGGUUUCAAAAUCCUGUGUCGGUGAUGGGGAAUAGGCAGAGUUAUGAAGGUUCAGAGCCACCAUCACUUGUUCGUGAAAAGAUUGAAGUUCCGUUGAGCUCCGGUUCUCCGUCAGUGGAUGAGAUUGAAAUUGUGGAAGCCAAGAGCGAAAUUGGGACUGAAAAUCGUCGUGAAGAGAUUUGUUUUCUGGGAUCUGCACUAAAUUCCUUCUAUGAAGACAAGAAAGGAGUUGGUUCAGAAAUUGAGGAGGCAUUUUGUGAAAUUACGCAAGAUAAAACCAAGAGUAAAAGAAGUGGCAGACUAAAAUCCAAGAUAGCGAAGAGCCUUGUGCCGAAGAAGCUUCGAGGUUUGAAGAAGAAAAAGAGAACCAAAGAUAGGGAAGAAAUAGAAAAGCUAAGCAAAGAGAAGGAAGCAGAGUCAGGCGGUGAAGUUCCAAGUUCAGUGGAAUUAGAUGAAUUAGCAAUCUCUGAGAUAGAAGAAGAGGGGGGAGAAGGUAUUGAAGAACAAGAUAUUUGGAGCAAGCCAGAGUGCAUUGAAGAUGAGGAGGUUGAUUUCGGAGUCACUGGUUCCUAUCGGAAGGGAGAGGAAGGUGAGGGUAAUAUACAAGAACAAGAACAAGAGAGAAUUGAUAGAGGUGGGAGCUCAGAAUCAUCAGGGGCUCUAAUGUUGUUGGGAGUUGCUCUUGCUGGGCUAGUAGUGGGUCGCUUCGUUGCAUUUUUAUUUGCUGUGACAUGGAUGUUUAUGCUAAAGAUACUUAAAUCUCGAGGAAGAUCACUGAAUGUGCAUCUUGUCAAGUCUUGUGAACUAAUAUCUCCAUAGAAAACUGAGUUCUUGCUCACAGAUUUUUCUCUCCUUAACAGCUUUCAUUUGUUAGCGGUUAUAUAUCCUGCUUUCCAAUCUGGAUGAUGCUCAUCCAUGGAAUUGUUGAUAAGCCAUUUUGAUUGGUUGUACCUUAUUGGAAUACAAGUUCAUAGAUGCAAAUCACAGUGGGAGGGAUCAAUUUCCCCCCUGAAAUUAAAGAGGAUCUUAAAGUGUUGUUGUCCAUUGCAAUAGGAAAUCUCUUUCUCGCCUUUCAAAGCUGA